Molecule: messenger RNA, 1030 nt
Organism: Armigeres subalbatus
Lineage: Eukaryota; Metazoa; Arthropoda; Insecta; Diptera; Culicidae
Gene: P32
Product: complement component 1 Q subcomponent-binding protein, mitochondrial
Exons: 5
Coding region: 153-968 (271 amino acids)
Biological process (GO): cytosolic ribosome assembly
Cellular component (GO): mitochondrial matrix
Source: RefSeq, a predicted model, not a curated record
GGCAUCCCUGACGACAGAUUCAGUUCAGAGUGACGUGAGUAAAUCAAAUAAUAAUCUUUGCCGGUACGGUACACGAUUUUGAUCCUGAUAAAUAUUAAAGUUAUUUGAGAGAUAUUCUUUAAUUCGUUAAUAAUAAUUUGUUAAGUGUCAUAAUGAAUAUGUUGACAAAAGUUUUCCGUGCGCGACCGGUGCAGCAGCUAUCAUUGGCAAUGGCUUCAACUAAAAACAUCGUCGGCAAGCGAGAUUUUACCAGAACACUUUGGUACAUGUGCCGCACAGAAAACUUGAAUGGAAUGCAAUCUGCCCAUACGAAGGAGUUCCUGAAACCCACCAUUAGCUGUUCUUGUGGAUGUGCCGGUUCUAAGCAUGUGCAUACCAAAGGCGAGCGUGAACUUGUAGAAUUCUUGACCGAAGAAAUCGUUGCCGAGAAAAAAUCUCAAAAGAAAAAAACUCUUCCUACGGAUAUCGAUGGGUUCAAAGUCAAACUUAAUGGGGCAGAUGUGGAGCUAAUUAAGCAAAAUGAUAAAGAAAAAAUUGUUGUAUCCUUCAACGUGAACCAUACAGUCGAUGCUGAAGAUGAAGCGGAAGUCGAUCCCAAUGCAGACAAGCCAGAAUUUGCGGAAAUGAGGAGCAAACCGCAGUUUGAAGUAGAUGUCGUGAAGGGAUCCCAAACCCUUAGUUUCACUUGCUCGUUCCUCCAGGGCGAAGCGCAAGAAGGAGAAUACAAUGAUGUAUUUGGUAUCGAUGAGAUUACUCUGUUCGAAGGAGAAUGGAACGAUAAAGUAUAUGCAGUAGCUGGCGAUGUAUUGGAUGGAUAUCUUUAUGACCUGCUAAUGAACGUCCUCGAAGAAAAAGGUGUCAGCAACGAAUUUGCCGAAAAACUCUCUGACUUCAGUACAGCAUAUGAACACACAGCCUACAUAAGCUUACUGGAGGGUAUUUCAAAAUUCACCAUCGAGAAGAAAUAAACUUACACUUUGUGUGGCAUUUUAGGGUAAUAAAACAACCUUCGUAACUUUAAUAUACAAAA